Molecule: messenger RNA, 830 nt
Organism: Aspergillus costaricaensis CBS 115574
Lineage: Eukaryota; Fungi; Ascomycota; Eurotiomycetes; Eurotiales; Aspergillaceae
Product: putative GPI anchored protein
Exons: 1
Coding region: 171-782 (203 amino acids)
Source: RefSeq, a predicted model, not a curated record
CUGCUCUAUCUUCCUUAUACAUUUUCCUACUUAUCAAUCAUAUCUACUACUUUCUCCAUACAUCGGGGUUUUAUCUACAUAAUAUCUACCACUACUACCAAACCUAAUCUACUACACCACAACCAAAUCAAACCAAACCAAACCAUCACAAUAGAAAAACAACCACCAAAAUGAAAUACACUCUCACCUCCCUCCUCCUCACCACCGCCCUCCUGGCAACCCCCACCCUCUCCACCCCCGCCCCAGACGUGGUCAGCGACGCCAUCGGAAUCGCCCAAACCGCCGUAUCCGGGGGCGAAUCCUUGGCCACGAACAUCGCCAACGACGCGACCUCCAUCGCCUCGGACGUCGCGACCGGCGGCGCAGCCGCAUACUCCUCCCUAACCUCCGCGGGCGGGGAAGUAGCCUCGAACGCCGAAUCCUGGGGCACGUCGGUGGCGUCGGACGCGCGGUCCGAUGCGUCCGCGGCGGCAUCGGAUAUCAGAUCCAAGGCGUCGGAUGUAGCGUCGGAGAUCACUUCUCGGUGGGAGAGCGCGACGACGUUGACGGGGUCGAAUGGGCAGCCGACGAGUACGGAGACGAUGAGUGGGAAGACGACGUUGACGGCUAGUACGGCGAGUGCGACGGGGAGUGCGGCUAGUACUACUGCUAGUGGAUCGAGUGCUAGUGCGACGAGUUCGACGAGUGAGGGGGCGGGUGUGGCUAUGGCGACGCCGGGAGUUGGGUUGGGGAUGGGGGUUGUGGGUGUUGCGGGUGUUUUGGGGGUUAUGGCUGCUUUGUAAGGGUGGAGUUGAGAUGAAGGGGGUUUGAUGAUGGAUGGUUGAUGAUUG